Molecule: messenger RNA, 711 nt
Organism: Procambarus clarkii (red swamp crayfish)
Lineage: Eukaryota; Metazoa; Arthropoda; Malacostraca; Decapoda; Cambaridae
Product: protein FAM200A-like
Source: RefSeq, a predicted model, not a curated record
AUGGAAGUUAAGUGUCAGCAUGUGCUCUGGCUGGCUAAAUUGUCUUACAAGGCUUCAAUCUUCGAUCAUCUGAAUAAGCUAAACAUCAGUCAGCAAGGCAAAGAUGGGGAUAUUUUGACUAGUAUAGGGAAAAUAAAUACAUUUAAACUGAAGGUGAAAAAAUGGGAAAGCAAUGUAGAAAAGAGGUGCUUUUCUGAUUUAGAAUUAUUUGACUCAUUUAUGAGAGAAUGUGGCUGGGAACAUGGUAUGCAGACAACACAGCAGACACUGGAGGUACACAUGUCACACUCAGUUAUCAGACACCUUACUCUAAUGCAAGAAAACCUUGACUUCUAUUUCCCAGACAGUGAGAAUGACCAGUUGACCUCCAACGUGUGGAUGCUUAAUCCCUUCACAGAUGAAGCAACUGAUCAGUGUGAUGCUCUUUUGCAGCUUCGAGCGGAUUAUUCACAAAAAGCAGUUAUCAAGACAUUUAGCCAUCCCAUGGAUUCCUGGGUUACCCUGCUUGAUGGUCCAGAGUACAAGGAUCUAGCUGAGCGGACAAUAGCCAUAGUUGUUCAGGUGCCAACAUCAUAUUUGUGUGAGCAAGGGUUCUCUACUUUAGUUUUGGUGAAGAUAAAGAAAAGGAAUGCAAUCCUGAACCUGGAUCCUCUCAUGCGAGUUGCACUUGAAGAUCGUCUGACACCUCGACUCAACUUGAAGAUCGUCUGA